CGCGCGGCGGGGCCGGGAGCAGCCAUGCUGCGCCGGUCGCUCUGGCUCUGCCUCUGCCUCUGCUCCUGCCCGGCCCGCGGCCUACGCAUCCAUGAAUACCUGUAUUUCCAAGUGCUGAGCCCUGGAGACAUCCGCUACAUCUUCACUGCCACUCCAGCCAAGGAUUUUGGUGGUGUGUUUAACACAAGGUACGACCAGAUCCACCUGGUCCCAGCAGAUCCCCCCGAAGCCUGUGGAGAGCUGAACAAUGGUGUCUUCAUCCAGGACCAGAUUGCCUUGGUGGAGAGGGGGGGUUGCUCGUUCCUGUCGAAGACCCGUGUGAUCCAGGAGCACGGCGGGCGGGCGGUGAUUAUCGCCGAUAACGCCUACGACAACGACAGCUUCUACAUCGAGAUGAUCCAGGACAGCACCAGGCGCACAGCCGACAUCCCCGCGCUCUUCCUGCUGGGCAGGGACGGGUACAUGAUCAGACGUUCCCUGGAGCAGCAUGGGCUCCCCUGGGCUGUCAUCUCCAUCCCCGUCAACGUCACCAGCAUUCCCACCUACGAAAUGAUGCAGCCCCCCUGGACCUUCUGGUAGCAGCAGGAGGCUGUGGUGGAUCGAGGACUUCUUGGUGGAUCCCAGGAGCUGGCCUCAGGGAUCGGGUUUGAGAAAGAAGUCCCAGCAUUCUCCAGAGAUCCCACCACCCAGCCUCACCAGAUUCAGCAAUGGAGAGCUUUCUGCUGCCACCCGUGUCUGGCUGAAGACCACCACCCGUGGUGACAACCCAUGGUGAGCCUGGCACCAAGCAACCUUUGUACUGACAUUCUGGGAUGGGGGUGACGGCCCAGAGCAGGCCAAAGCUUCCCUGAGGAACAUCUUAACCACUUGUAAGAUGCCACCAGGAAUCUGUGCUGCUGAUUGAGAGGGAGGCAGGAUAAUGUGGACGUGGUCUGAGAGGGAUGGGAGGGAGAGUGGACACAGGCUUGGGCUGUACUAGCAGGGCUCUCCCACCAGCUGUAUAUAUUUUUGUCUGAGCUAAUGAAGUCUGAACAAAUUUUA
Molecule: messenger RNA, 1041 nt
Organism: Apus apus (common swift)
Lineage: Eukaryota; Metazoa; Chordata; Aves; Apodiformes; Apodidae
Gene: PRADC1
Product: protease associated domain containing 1
Exons: 5
Coding region: 25-579 (184 amino acids)
Source: RefSeq, a predicted model, not a curated record